This is a messenger RNA of Perkinsus marinus ATCC 50983, 249 nucleotides long. RefSeq lists its product as hypothetical. The record is from RefSeq and is a predicted model, not a curated record. The annotation marks the transcript as partial. Lineage: Eukaryota; Perkinsozoa; Perkinsida; Perkinsidae. The transcript has 2 exons.
GUUCUGUCGUCUACAGCAUCAUCAACCACUGCGUCCCCUUCGGCCACACCAUUGCCGACCGUUGGUCCUCAACAGGGAGCAUUCAAAGGCUUGGCUUCAGCUAUGAUGAAUACCAACCAUAUACUUGGCCGACUGGCGUCUGUGCUACGGUUCUACCUAUUCGACUGGAACCUAGGCGUUCGACUGUGCGCUCUCAGAGCACAGCGAUAUACAAUGAGACCAGUUUCGGCAGGCAUCGUCUUGUCCGUG